CUAUACUGUUUGAUGUAAAAAUACCAGUGUUUUAAGUGGUUUAUUAUUAGUGACAUUAGGUCUGAGCCUAUUCUGUCUAUUCGUCUCCCUUUCCCAGACGUCACUCUUGUAUUAAAAUUUUCUAAUCAAACGCUAAUCUCUCACUCAUUUUAAUCUCAGUCUUCAAACUUACUACUGAUUUGUGAAUCACUUAUUGCUCUUUAGUUUUCCGCUAUAAAACAUUACAUAAAAUGGCAGAUGAGGUAAAAGAGAAAAAGAAGAAGAGCAAGAAGGUGGCGGAACCGGCAGCUGCACCCGCACCGGCAGCCGAAGCCCCAGCAGCUGCACCGGCAGCAGCACCAGCAGCCGCUCCCGCUAAGACCACUUCAAAAAAGAAAGCGCAAAGAACCGGAUCAAAUGUCUUUGCUAUGUUUACUCAACAUCAGGUCCAGGAGUUUAAAGAGGCUUUCCAAAUGAUCGAUCAGGACAAGGAUGGGUUCAUUUCCAAAAAUGACAUCAGAGCCACAUUUGAUUCAUUGGGCCGAUUGUGUACUGAUCAGGAAUUGGAGUCUAUGAUUCAAGAGGCUCCCGGUCCCAUCAAUUUCACUAUGUUUUUGACCAUUUUUGGCGAUAGAACACAGGGAACCGAUGAGGAAGAGGUCAUAUUGAAUGCCUUCGCCCAAUACGAUGAGGGCAAUGGACUUUGCAAUGAGGAAACUUUGAAACACGCAUUGGUAACAUGGGGUGAGAAGUUUACUGAAGUUGAGGCUAAUUCAAUUUUGUCGGAGGCGCCCACUGAUGGCAAGGGUAAUGUCGACAUCAAAAAGUUUGCGCAAAUCCUAACGCGUGGUGAGGAUGAGGAAGAGGGUGCCGGUGCAUAAAUAGCACAGUCAUAAUAGGAUAUAUUUACUGAAAAUCGUUAGCCAAUAAAGAUGUGGUUAUUUAUAUUGUAAUAAAAUAAUUAAUAAUAAAUAAUAAUAACAGACAAAAGCGCAACCAAACUAUACCUUAUCAUUUGAAGAUAUAAUAUUGUAAUAAAUAUAUCGCAUAAUUAUUUAUCAACAUUAAAGACAAUAUCAGUUAUUACAGACAUCCCGAAGUCCAGCAUUUGUUUCAUCGCUAAUAUUAUAGUCAUUAUAUAAAUGCUUUUUUGAGACUCUUAUUAUCUCUAAUCAUAUCAAACUAUCCGUUCGUUUUAUUGUUAAACAAAAAUUUUCAAUAGUUGUCUAAUUAAAAUGCUUGCAAUAAUAUAAACAGCUUUAUAUGCUUAAGUUUUUUUGCUAUAAACAAAUCAUAUGUCCAUUAGAUUCCUUAUAUUGUAAUAUCUGU
Messenger RNA from Oppia nitens, 1308 nucleotides. RefSeq names its product myosin regulatory light chain 2-like. The transcript is spliced from 9 exons. The record is from RefSeq and is a predicted model, not a curated record. Gene Ontology annotation, biological process: post-embryonic development; locomotion. Gene Ontology annotation, cellular component: cytoplasm; myosin II complex. The coding region runs from base 231 to 860 and encodes 209 amino acids. Gene Ontology annotation, molecular function: calcium ion binding; myosin heavy chain binding. Lineage: Eukaryota; Metazoa; Arthropoda; Arachnida; Sarcoptiformes; Oppiidae.